AUGAAAUUGGAAUCUUUCAAGGAAGUGUUAAAACGUCAGGUGCCAAUUGACAUUGGUAGACCAAUACCAAUGUUAGUACAUGAAUUGGAUCAUCCUAAAAAUUGUGGUGAUCCCUGGAUUGGCGCAUAUUCAAAGCACGGCUUCUGGUAUCAAUUUUCAGAUGGCACUAAUGAUGACUAUCAGAAGGUAGUUGCUCGAGCAUAUGAUAGUGAUUCAUAUAAAAUGGAUUAUGAUUCACUAAAGGUAUGGAAAGCUAUACCAACCUGCCAUUGUCGAUUCAUCGUCGCCAAAAAACAAAAUAAUGAAGUUCUUGGCAGCAUAACGAUUGCUUGCUUUAAUGAUUUUGCAGUAAUUGGUGUAUACUAUGUGGUUGAAGAGUAUCGACAUUCAGUGUCACAUUUGGCCAGUAAAUGUCAUCGUUUCGGCUUUACGGCAUCAUUGUUGCAAGAAUGGAAAUUUGUUACAUAUAAACUCAGCAAUCCGUCGGCAUUUCCCACGCUUCAGAAUAAAGAAAUUACAAUUAUUAAAUACAGUGAUCUUUCGGAAGCUGAACUUACAGCUUUACUGAGUUAUGAUAAAAGUGUAACAAAUUUGAAUCGAGAUAGGGAAGUAAUCGGAUAUGGAUGUUCAAGAGAGACAGCUGGAGGUUUUGUAUUACCUUUAUUAGUUGGCCCGUUAUAUGCGAAUAAUUUUGAAAUUGCUAGUGCUUUACUUCAUGCUUCAUUGCAGAAAUACUAUAAUCCUGAUGAAGAUUACGAUUGGGAUCCUGAUAUUUUUGCAAUAUACAGAAGGAAUGUGUAUUUCGUUGUACCGGAACAAAAUAUUCAAAUGAUAGCAUUAAUGGAGAAACUAAAAGGUGAAAUGGGAACGCUUAGCAAAGAUCGACUGUGCAAUAUUGUGGGUAUUUUCGAUAAAUCAUCGCACUAG
Messenger RNA from Acanthocheilonema viteae, 927 nucleotides. The record is from the annotation of a GenBank genome assembly. NCBI's taxonomy places the organism in Eukaryota, Metazoa, Nematoda, Chromadorea, Rhabditida, Onchocercidae.